AUAACUGAAAAUGAAAUUCUGAAGUGUAUUGAAAACCUUAAGAACAAUAAAGCUUACGGAUCUGACCAAAUAUUGAAUGAAUAUAUUAAAACUACUAAAUCAGUAAUGUUACCUGUAUAUGUUUUACUUUUUAAUCUUAUUCUUGACUCUGGUAUUGUACCAACCGAGUGGGUUAAUGGCAUGAUCUGUCCAAUUUACAAGAAUAAAGGAAGUAAAGCAGAUGCAGAUAGCUAUAGUGGCAUUACUAUUCUUAGUUGUUUAUGCAAGUUAUUUACCUCUGUCCUCAAUGCAAGAUUG
Messenger RNA from Lottia gigantea (owl limpet), 297 nucleotides. RefSeq lists its product as hypothetical. NCBI's taxonomy places the organism in Eukaryota, Metazoa, Mollusca, Gastropoda, Lottiidae. The annotation marks the transcript as partial. The record is from RefSeq and is a predicted model, not a curated record. The transcript has a single exon.